Messenger RNA from Durusdinium trenchii, 2055 nucleotides. The record is from the annotation of a GenBank genome assembly. NCBI's taxonomy places the organism in Eukaryota, Dinophyceae, Suessiales, Symbiodiniaceae.
AUGGCACACGCAUAUACACCUGGCCUGCAAAUUAAAGAUGAGAUUCGCUAUCGCGUCUCGCGGCAGUUGCCGAUUAGCGGCGAUGUUCUUGUGAGCGUUGGGGAUCAGGUCUCAGCAGAUCAGGUUAUUGCCCGUUCCGAACAACCGGGGAACAUUUAUCCCGUCAAUCUGGCCAACCAGCUAGGGAUCACUGCGGGGGAUGUCCCGCAGGCGAUGAGUCAUCAAAUCGGCGAUUUCGUCAACAAAGGCGAUCAACUGGCGAUGUCCAACGGCAUUUUUGGUUUCUUUCGCAGCAGCUACAAAUCGCCAGCGACCGGCACCAUUGAAUCUAUCUCGAAUGUGACAGGUCAGGUGAUCAUUCGCGGUACACCGAUACCGAUUGAAGUGGAUGCUUUCGUCACAGGCAGAGUUGAGGAAGUAUUACCGGGACAGGGAGCCGUCAUCGAGACCUCCGCUGCCUUUCUACAAGGGAUCUUUGGGAUCGGAGGCGAAACCCGCGGACCUUUGCAGAUUCUGACCACCAGUCCUGAUCAGGACCUGACACCAGACUUACUCAAUGAGAGUCAUUCCGGAGCCGUUGUCGUUGGAGGUCGUAGAUUGUUAGGUGAAACAGUCGAGCGGGCUCGGGAGCUCGGUGUCGCAGGCUUGAUCGGCGGGGGGAUCGAUGAUCAGGAUUUGAAAGAGAUCCUCGGUUAUGACUUGGGAGUUGCCAUUACAGGCUCGGAAGAGAUCGGAGUCACGUUGAUCAUUACCGAAGGCUUCGGGGAAAUUGCGAUGGCUGGCCGCACCUUCGAGUUACUGCAAUCGCUGGCCGGCCAGCAAGCAUCGAUCAACGGAGCGACACAAAUUCGAGCAGGUGUUUUACGGCCGGAAAUUGUCGUUCCUAAAGCAUCGGCAACCUCUCUUGAUGAAACGGCACAGCGAGUCGGUGGUGGAAUUCUGGAAAUCGGAGCCCACGUCCGCCUGAUCCGCGAUCCCUACUUCGGAGUCCUCGGAACGGAACAGCCACCCGUCGAGUAUGUGAUUGAAAAAUCAGCGGAAGCAAACGGUCUCUAUCGAGAAGUCGCGAAGGUCGUUCUAUCAAAGAAACAGUUAGCUCAAGGAGUGAUCAAAGUCACCAGCGACAAAAACAUUCCGGGAGAGAAGUACUGGUUUCGCGCAUAUGCCCAACAGAAGGUUGAGGGUGUCGUUGCCAAGUCCUCUUACGCGAGGUUACCCGCCACGGAACCUGCCAUCGGGCGAUUGGAUUUCUUCGAUGGCGGUCGUCUCUGGUUGGCGAUCAUCUCGCUGAUGGUCUGCGGGUCAGUGGUGACGUUUAUCUAUAUGGCCAGGAGUGGUCGCAAGUUGAAAGUGCGUCCCAUCGCCGGUUUGGAAGCGAUUGAGGAAGCAGUGGGUCGAGCGACAGAAAUGGGACGAGCCUGCCUGUUUGUUCCCGGCAUUCAGGAUAUGAAUGACAUCCAGACGAUCGCUGGCCUGACGAUUCUUUCUCGCGUUGCAGAACAGGCAGCGGAGUACGAUUGUGAACUCGAAACUCCAACCUCAAAGUCUCUGGUGAUGACAGCAGCCCGCGAGACCGUGGCCACUGCCUUUCUCAAAGCAGGUCGCCCAGAUGCCUACAAUGAAGACCUGAUUUACUAUGUGACGGAUGAACAGUUCGCCUAUGUUUCUUUUCUAACGGGAAAAAUGGUUCGAGAGAAACCGGCAGCCUGUUUCUAUCUGGGAGCUUUCUUCGCAGAGUCACUGAUUCUGGCUGAAACGGGAAAUGCCAUCGGGGCCAUUCAAGUUGCCGGAACAGCUCAACCGGCCCAGUUACCCUUCUUCGUUGCAGCCUGUGAUUACACGCUCAUUGGUGAAGAAUUCUUUGCAGCGAGUGCUUACCUCUCUGGGGACCCUGAUCAAUUGGGCAGCCUGAAAGGUCAAGACGUCGGCAAAAUCAUCGUCGGCGGUCUCAUCCUCAUCGGGGUGGGCCUGGUCACCUUAAUGGAAUUCACCAACUCCCCAGCUAUCGCCUCCGCAGCAGAUUACCUGCUGAACACCAUUCUGCAGGCUGCGUGA